This is a messenger RNA of Peromyscus californicus insignis, 5112 nucleotides long. RefSeq names its product HAUS augmin like complex subunit 3 (gene Haus3). The coding region runs from base 1128 to 2936 and encodes 602 amino acids. The transcript is spliced from 4 exons. Gene Ontology annotation, cellular component: centrosome; mitotic spindle; HAUS complex. The record is from RefSeq and is a predicted model, not a curated record. NCBI's taxonomy places the organism in Eukaryota, Metazoa, Chordata, Mammalia, Rodentia, Cricetidae. Gene Ontology annotation, biological process: centrosome cycle; spindle assembly.
CUCCCGUGAGGCACUGCGGCGCGCGCUGUUGAAGGCAGCAGGGAACGCCGGCGGCAGCCGCCUGAGGUAAGGGGCUCCGGUUCAGAGCUGGCCAGGUCGCCUCUACCCUCCUGCAGCCAGCUCGAAGCGCCGAUAGAGGUCACUGGGCUCGGGCGUGGGGUGCGCGGGAGGCUGAGGUUUCCUGCCAGGGGUGGGGGUGCUUGGCCAGUCAUCUGGCUGGGGUUGGUAAAUUUUUUUUCCCCGGGUGCUGCGGAUAAAAGGCCUCAGUCAUACUGGGCAAGCGUUAAACCUGAAAUAUACUCCUAUCCUUCAUGCGUCUUUUAAAAACAGCAGUUCGGUGCUUUUGUGGAUGUGUUGUAUUAGGGAUCCGAAGUAUCAUAACUGGAUACUUCAGAAACAAACAAAAACCAGCCCAGAGAUUUUGCUCACAGAAUGUCAAACGUUUAGAGAUUUUUAAGGCCUGCCACUGCCACUGACCUUCGGGCUCAAGUCGUGGAUCGUUGUGCGCUGGGUGAAAAAAAUACUUUUUGCUUGAUGACUGCUGGGUACUUUGAAACUUGUCAGUUCGCCCUGGUUUUCUCUGCAUUAGACUGGUUAAAUCUGGAGAUUGAGUCGUUUGAACCUGAUGAAUGCUGACUGAGGUAAAUAUUUAGUUGAUCUUCCUCAAAAAAAGUGACAUAUUUCUAUUUCCUAACUAGUAACGACAGGUGAAAACAACUAUUAUCUUACAAAAUAUAGUGUAUUUUAAAUAAUUUCAUCAUUGGAAAAAUGUCUUUAUUGUUAAAUUUUCACUAAUUAGAUUUUCAUUACUGUUGCAGUGCCCUGAGCAACGCCCUAAUUGCUAAUGUUUUCCUUUAUUUGCAUCAGAUAACGAACCUGCAUUUGCCUUUCAUUUAAGUAGCUUCCUGAUGUCAUCUGAUAAAAUUAUCUGUAUAUUUAAAAUGCAUUUGCCUUGUUUGUGGUCUAAUACUUAUUUUCUUCCCCUCUAGGAAAACACAUUAUAGAUUGUAUUUUUCCCCCUUCUUCUGUGGACUUAGUGUAAACAUGCUUUUUUCUGUUUGAAUUUAGUUUUUAAAAAUCAUUACCAUAGAUUCUUAUCAAAUAUAAGAAACAGGGGUAGUUAAACGAUGAGUUGUGGAAAGGAGUUCGUGGAAACAUUGAAAAAAAUUGGUUAUCCUAAAGCUGAUAGUCUUAAUGGAGAAGAUUUUGACUGGCUGUUUGAGGCUGUUGAAGAUGAGUCGUUUUUGAAAUGGUUUUGUGGGAAUGUGAAUGAACAGAAUGUAUUGUCUGAAAAAGAAUUGGAAGCUUUCAGCAUCCUUCAAAGAUCAGGCAAGCCCAUCUUAGAAGGAACAGCGUUGGAUGAAGCUCUUAGAACUUGUAAAACUUUUGAUUUGAAGACACCUACACUGGAUGACACAGAGAUACAGAAAUUAGAGGAUGAGGUUCAAACUCUGCAGAAAUUAAAGAACUUAAAAAUUCAGCGACGGAAUAAAUACCAGUUGAUGGCUUCUGAAACUAGCUACAAAUCUCUGGCGUUAAAUGCUAAACAAGAGGAAGCUACUAAGAAGCUGAAACAGAGUCAGGGAUUCCUGAAUGCCGUGAAUACUAAGCUCAGUAAUGAACUUCAGGUUCUCACUGAUGGAGUUAAUAAUUUGAUGAUGUUCUUCAGAAAUUCUAAUUUAGGUCAAGGGACAAAUCCAAUGGUAUUUUUAUCUCAGUUUUCCUUGAAAAAAUAUAUAAGCCAAGAAGAGCAGAGCACGGCAGCCUUAACCUUAUAUACCAAAAAGCAGUUCUUUCAGGGUAUACAUGAAGUAGUUGAAAGUUCAAAUGAAGAAAAUUUUCAGCUCUUAGAUAUACAAACACCAUCUAUUUGUGAUAAUGAAGAAAUCCUUGGGGAGAGACGGCUGGAGAUGGCUAGACUGCAGAUAGCAUACAUCUGUGCCCAACAACAGAUCAUAUACUUGAAAGCGAGUAAUUUGAGCAUGAAGUCAAGUAUAAAAUGGGCAGAAGAGAACCUUCAUAGCCUAACCAGCGAGGCUAUUGGUAAAGAAAAUUUGGAUGCUAAAAUUUCUAGCUUGAACAGUGAGAUUCUAAAACUUGAAGAACAAAUCACUCAUAUAAAAGACAAAAUUUUGCCUGCUGUGGUAAAAGAGAAUGCCCAGUUAUUGAACAUGCCAGUUGUAAAGGGAGAUUUUGAUCUGCAGAUUGCGAAACAAGAUUAUUAUACAGCAAGACAAGAGCUAGUUUUAAAUCAGUUGAUAAAGCAGAAGGCUUCAUUUGAGCUUGUACAAUUAUCAUAUGAAAUUGAGUUGAGAAGACAUUGGGAUACAUAUCGGCAACUUGAAAAUUUGGUUCAACAACUUAGUCAAAGAAAUGUGCUCUGUCAGCGAUUAGCAACGUUAACAGAUCCAUCAGCAUCUGAGCAGUUAAACUCCAGGACUCCCAUCGACGCUAAAGAUUAUUCUGCUCAUAGGCUUUAUCAACUUUUAAAAGGAGACAAUAAGAAAAAAGAAUUGUUUAUAACCCAUGAACACCUGGAGGAAGUGGCUGAGAAAUUGAAACAAGAUAUUUCUCUAAUACAAGAUCAGUUGGCAGUAUCUACUCAAGAGCAUUUUUUCUUUCUGUCCAAACUGAAUAACGAUGUGGACAUGCUUUGUGAUGCUUUGUAUCAUGGAGGAAACCAGCUAUUGCUUUGUGAUCAGGAGUUAAUGGAGCACUUUCAUCGAGUUGAAUCUAAGUUGAAUAAACUAAAUCAUCUCCUUACUGAUAUUCUUGCUGAUGUGAAGACAAAAAGAAAAAUUUUGGCAACUAAUAAAUUGCAUCAAGUGGAAAGAGAAUUAUAUGUAUAUUUUUUUAAAGAUGAAGACUAUCUGAAAGAUGUUGUGGAAAAUUUAGAAAACCAGUCAAAGAUUAAGGCCUCUGGUCUUAAAGAUUGAAGAUUUCUAAAAACUGAAUCUUUACGAUGCUUGCUGUGUUUCGAUUUAAGUAUUAGGAGGCUAUUUCUAAUAAACACUAAUAAACUAAUAAGGAAAAUAAAUUUCUUUUACAUUUAUGAGGGGGAGGGAUGCGUGUAUGUACAUUAGUGUGUACCAUGAUGAAUAUGUGAAGGUAAGAGAAUGUCUUGCAGGAAUCGUGUUAUCCUUCUACCACAGAAGCUGUAGGGAUGGAAAUCAGGUCAUCAGUCUUGGUGGCCGUGAUUAACCCGUCUCUUCAGCCUCAGUGCUAAGUUUAUAAAUUUAAGAUCAACAGAACAUUUUAAUAGAUUCAGUGUCAAGUUGAACUUCCCUAAUCUGAAAUUUUUAAAUACUCUGAAACUUUAUAAACAACUGGGAUGUUUCUCAAGUGAAAAAUUCUACAUCUGAUCUUACAUGACAAGUCAGAGUCACAAAAUACAUAAAUUAUGCCGGGCGGUGGUGGCACACGCCUUUAAUCCCAGCACUCGGGAGGCAGAGGCAGGUGGAUCUCUGUGAGUUUGAGGCCAGCCUGGUCUACAAAGUGAGUUCCAGGAAAGACGCAAAACUACAGAGAAACCCUGUCUCCAAAAACAAAAACAAAAAAAACAUAAAUUAUAAAACUACCUUCAGUCUUAUGUGUAUAAAACUUGUCUGAAUAUAAAUGAAUUUCACAUUUUGACUUGGGUUCUGUCCCUAAAAUAUCUAAUUAUAUAUAUACAAAAAUUAAAAUAUCUGAAACAGUUUGGUCCCACUCGUUUAAGUUAGGGGCUAUUCAGUUCGUGACAUUGGUUUUUAACCCAUGUAACCAUUGACAGUAGAAGUACUACACUUUUGUAGCACUGGCUGGCCAGACUGGCUUGAACUUAAUCGAUCUGCCUGCUUUUACCUCUCCAGUGCUGAGAUUAACACCACCACGUCAGGCAUACUACCAAGUCCUUCUCAUAACCUGUUUGCAUGGUGCCACUUAAUCUUGGCAAAUUUUUACUUGCAGGAAGAAAGCAUGUUACACAAAUAUUUUAAAUAUAAUUAAAUCUCCUUAAAUUGGUGUUUUCUAUUGAGUGUUUCAAAAGUUUGUAGAAUUUUGAGUUUUGUUUUUUAAGGUUUUAGUUAUCUGAGGUCAACUGUGAUCUGAAAACACUGAAUUUCAAAAGUCACAGAAACUUUAAGUUGUAUGCUUUCCUAUGUAUGUUGUGGACUCUGAAACCCUGGGAUGUGUUAUACCUUUGUUCAGUGUAUGUAUGCUACAUACUUGACCUUUUUUACUAGUCACUUAAUGCCUGAUAGCUAGCAGAUACAUAGAUUUCUGUACUAUGUGCAGUUUCACUGAAUUUUUGAAUUUUAUCUUCUGUUGGUAAAAUCAUACUAUUGUAUAUUCAAUAACCAGUGUGUUGUAUUAUAAAAUUCUGCUGCUCAAAGUAUUUUCCUCUAAUUCUCUAUUGUAACCUUUGAGAAGUUUAAAUGUGUCUCCUUGUACCAGAGUUUGAGCAUUUCCAUUUUAAGGACUGGGGUCUGGUGGCCCAUAUUAGAGCUUUAACCAGUGUGAUAUAAGUAAUGAAAUUUGAAAUUUAAGUUUCAAAAUUAUGUACAAGUGGUUGCUUAAAGGAUUUAUGAUACAUAUUUAAAUCACUUUCUUAGGAAAGAAAAUGUUGGACAAUUAUUUUAAAGAUUUGAAGUGGCUUUUUAGUUUUUUUAAAUUCUCUUUUUUAAGAUAAGGUCUUAAAUUUUUGUAGCCCAGAUUGGCCUUUAAUUCAUGAUCCUACCUUGACCAUGAUGGGAUUAUCAGUAUAUACCACCACACUCGUCAGCUUAUCAGUUAUUUUAUCAAAUGUUCCCAAAGAGAUCAUUUUAUGAUAUGUCUGUGUCAAAUACUAAAUACUGUAAGAGUUCAGCUAUAAGAAAUGCCUCUAAGAAUAUUCUUUACCUUUGUGAUAUGGUUUACCAGUCUUAAAAACUACAUAUUUUAUGUUUUAUGGACAUUUUUUGGAUAAAACUAUAGACAGAAAAUGGUCAUGCACUGUAUUUUUAUAAUCCAUCAAGCAAAUGCAUUUUUGUCAAUUAUUGUAUCAUGUUACAUAAAUUUAUUUUUGUUAGGUGAACCUAUUGUAGUUGAAAAAAACUUUGACAUUAAAUUUUGUCAUAAAAUUUAACUGUCAGGCCA